AUGUUUGCCGCAGCUAUUUCUCGACAGAAAGCUGCCUCGAAAUCUUCGAUUGACGAUGACGACGAUAAUAUAUCUCUUACAUCUACACAAGAAAGUGAAUAUUCUUCAGACCAUGAGUUUGCCGUCGAGCGCAUAUUGGCCGAGAAGAAAGAGAAAGGAGGGAAAAGAUAUUUGUUGGAAUGGGCUGACUACCCAAUUGAAAGAGCGGCAUGGGAACCCGAGGACAGCAUUGUGGAUCUAUCCAUGUUGCAAACCUGGAAAACAAGGAAGUCUCGAGAAGCAAGCGGAAUUGAGAAGCCUUUUGAUGUUGAAGGAUAUGAGGCAAAAUUGAAAAAACUCAAACAAGAGAAAGAAGCACGUAUUGCCCGACGGCAAUUCAAAAGAUCUCAACUAGGCAUCGCGAACCGACAUACGGAAGAAGGACAGGAUGAGUCUGACGAGGAGGCUAUUGUGGCGGACCCUGUGCACGCAAUUGCUGAUGGCAAAGCCGCAGUUCCACAUCAGAGGGCUACGCACUCGAACUCCAAUGCUCUUGUUAGUGGACUUGACCCGAAAAUGCCUCAGAUAACCUCGCGUCUUGUAAAGUCUCCCACUAGACAAGAGCGUCUUGCCGCAGUAAGUGGCCCAUCGUCGAAGACCAAUUCAAAUGUGGAGACUUCAACCUCAAAGCGUGCUACUUUCAAUAUACCGAAGGCACCGCCAGUCGCUCCCAGGCCAAAACCAGUAAGAGCGGUCUCGUUGAGCGAACCCGCCCGGUCCAAUGGACAAGUUCCAGCUGGGAGGAGCAAAGGAGCUCCACCAGGAAGUCUAUCAAUUCCCAAGAACCCCAAGAAUGUCUUUGCUAAACGAAGUGUAACAAAAAGACGGCCGACUUUGCUGGAGAAUUCCUCUGAUCCCAGUAAACAAACAAAACAUUUCACAAACAUGCGUGUUGUUCGCAAAGCUGAACUGGCCGGCAGAGAUAGAGACAUAGCCCCUGAUCCAACCGCUAUAGGAGGUUUGUUCAAGCCUGGAGACAACCCAAAACUGCAACCAAUUAAAUCCGCGGACAUUCGAAGACCGCCAGUCAACAUAUAUGACCGCAGAGAUUCUCGGCCUGGAGACGACAAUACAAGUGAUGCUGUUGAUCCCCAAGGCUCGCGUCGUCCUUCUAAUCCCAUAGAUUUGCCUGGAACUGGCAAAAAGAUCUGUUAUUUUUGGAAUCUACAUAAGGGAGCCGAUAUGGCUUGCUCGAAAGGUAUCAACUGCUUUUACCUGCAUGACUAUAUGCCGGGCGCUUCGAUUGCAGAACCGCCGCCUGGUCAUAGUAAAGCUUUAAAGCAGGUUGACGGUCCUUUUGAUUACUCCGCUGAGAGCGAUCUGACAGCGGAUAUAGACCCACAACCUGAAGGCUUAUCGUACAGCCCUAGUGGUGAUGUUGAAGAAAGUUCCAAGCAAUAUACAUCAGAGCCUCUUCCAACUGAUGGAGAGAGGACGAAAGGUACAUUCGCUUUGAUUUGUUGGUACUGGCACAAAGAUGGGAGGUGCAUCAAACACUCGAACUGUGAUUUUCUCCACACCAACGAUAGUCGAUUCCCUCUAUCAAUACCAUCAAAGUACCCAGGGAAUCAACUGCCUCCUAUCGGAUAUGCCCCCAAAACCCACAAAUAUGGCCGAUGCCCAUUUUGGGUAAACAAGAACGCAUGCAUAUACUCAAAUAACUGCCAGUUCUUGCAUUCCGAUGACUCUUCUAUACCAGUAGCGAAAAUGCCGGAAACCUGCAAGUACUGGAAUCAUGGAAAAUGCAAAUUCACUGCAGAAAAGUGUAUGUACCUACAUGAAAACCUCUCGUUGGCCAGAGCCCCAGGGACAGAGGAUUUCCACCGACUUGAGGAUAGGGAAAACGCUGCUCCACCUUCAUUGUCCAAAUCCACAUCAUCCGAUUACCAGAAGAAACCCGCUCCCAAGAAGACAGUAUCUUUUGGGCCAACAGAGUCGGCCACCUUUUUUGAUGAGCCCGAAAUUAUGAGCAACGCAUCGGAGCCUACUGAGGAUUUGACAAAUUUCGACGCAAAACACUCGACAGAAACCAUUGCAAUGCCACCGAAAGUGCUAAAGAAAGUCUCUGUAGACGACUAUAGACGUAAAGGGGCGCUCAAAGUGCUUAAAGAUCGCAGGAAAAUGGUUCUCUUUGGAGGCAGUGGAGAUCAGCAGGCUGUGCCAUUGGAUGUUGGUGAAUUGGGCCCUGAUACAAAAUGGCGAGGAGCCUUUGCUGCACUUUCUGAUAUCAAACUUGACAUCAAAUGUGUGCACGGAGAUAUCAGUACACAGUUUCAGAUCGGAAGGCAUCGUGUUAUUUGGGAUGGUAGUUUGGUGCCCUUUGACAUGGACGACUUUUCUGUUUCAAAUGUGGUUGACAAGGUUGCGAGCCAGAUGAAACUUCUUAGUUCUGGGCUUUUAGCAUGCUUACCAGAGUUUAACAUUCUGGUAUAUCCGAACGCAGCAGAAGAAUGGAACUUUCUUUCCGAAAACCCUUAUCCAGAAGAGGUGAGACUGAGAUACAUACUCUUCUGUAGCGAUUUCGACAUUUCCUCAUUCGAUGCUUUGCGCACAACUGUACCACAAACGUCCCCGAAGGUCAGUCGCGUGUCGUACAGGAAAUCUUUAGUGGAAACAGUGCAUGGACUCUCCAGAGACAGACUGCGGAUUCCUGGAAAGAAAGAGCCCUCUCCCAAUUUCUACUUAAUGUUUCCGACGUACGCAAAAGAUGUCUCACAGUUUUUUGCGAACUACCUAGAAGCAUCUUUUUCGGCUUGUAAAGUCUACAACAGCGACGUAGAAGGAUCUUGGAAAUCCUUCAUCAACCUACCUUCUGGUACGGUCAUCAUUCACGGAUCCAUUGCUGAUGAGUUGGAUGAGUUGCCGUAUUUACAAAGCAUGCUUCGAUCAUCGGGUCGACAAUUUCAAUUCUUUUACGUUACUGGCUUGAAGGGUAACUCUUUAACGUUCCCAUCUCUACUAAGCCCCCUUUACCAGGAUCAGAAUUACAUGAGCAUCGAGGAACCAGCUAACUCAAAUAUUGGGAAAAUUGGACUUGAAAGAUUGUUUCCACAUGGUGGUGUCAUUUUCUUAACCCCUAGUUUUCUGGCUGCUGAACCAGAGCGGACAUACGAGGUGCUUUGCUGGUUCUUCGGGAAAACGGCUGGACAUGGAAAGAUUGAUAAAGCAACUCCAGGUACAUGGAAAAUCGCCUUAUGUUGGGAUUUUAUAGGUUACAUGCACGGGCUUGCCAUUGCUAAGUCUGAGGAGCGCGAUAGGUUUUUAGAGGAGAACCAUGACAACCCCUCAAAAGACGCAGAAGCAUCUGAACGGGGACUUGGAUAUGAAAAUUGCUUGACCAGAUUUAAGAUCCAUGGAUUUCUCAAUGAAGUAUACGCCAGAGGAGAGCUUAAGUCUGUCAAACAGCACAAUUCAUAUGACUCGGAUUGUACGGUAGAUUUCUACAACGAUCCCGUGGUAUGUCUCGGUCAACCUUGGACCGGAGUUGAUCAUGAUGACGAGAAGUUGUUGACAGAGAUGUUUGCAGCAUGGUCACUCAGUCGAUUGGACAUUCUCCGCAGAUUCGUAGUGAUGGGAACUGGCCCGAAAAGCAUCUUGAAGGCCAGACGGCUGAAGUUAGUUGUUGCCGGAACGGAUUGUCCAAGACAAACUCCAUUACACACCCAGACUUCUAGACUAUCCACCUCUGCGAAAGACCCUGAGUUCAGCUUAAACCGGGAACCGGUCAAGACUAGUGCAGUAGGCAUGACGUCGCAGAAGCAGAAUGCUUUAGCAAUUGCUGCUCGACUCGGCUCGCAACAUUCUAAGAAUCCGCCAGAUGUCGGCACAUCCCCAACUUCAAACAAUGCUAAUAACCUAAUGGAUAUCGACUCUGAGAUUCUCCAUCUUAUUGCAAGCGCCAGACCACCAGACACGCGUUUGCGGCUUGUAACCUCUGAUGCUCCUUUCAACGAACCCUAUGCCGCAUCCCCUUCUUCGGGCUCGAUAUCUGCGCGGCCCCGGUUUUCUCCAGCACUUUCGUCAGAGGCUGUUGAAACCCAUAACAGGUUUAGCAAAAAUCCUCGCAGUUCCCCUAAGCCUGUUGUAGCGACUAAUCGAGCUGAUACAACGUUGAGCACACCGGCUUCCAAUGCUGGUUCUAGAGUAGUCAGCAAUGCCGCAAGUCCAGUUCGGCGUUCUUCGCUGGCCGACAUCAUGCCCAUGGACAUUGAUUCCGAUUUGUUAUUUAUGCCACCUGAAACUGAAGGCGAGGCUGACAUGAUGGAUCUCGACACUACAUUACUAUUAGAUGAUGCCAAGGAACAACAGCCUGAAACGGAGUACAAGAUGUUACAGUUCGAAGGCACAAAGACGUGGUAUGAAAGAACGAAGCUAGCACGAGGCGGGCUUAUGUGGGAGCAUUUAGCAGUUAUGUCUCUCGAAGACUGGGGCGCUUUUGGCAAAUGGGUUAGUCUGAAGCACUGA
Messenger RNA from Glarea lozoyensis ATCC 20868, 4503 nucleotides. Its product is annotated as Chromo. The record is from RefSeq and is a predicted model, not a curated record. Gene Ontology annotation, molecular function: metal ion binding. The coding region runs from base 1 to 4503 and encodes 1500 amino acids. The transcript has a single exon. Lineage: Eukaryota; Fungi; Ascomycota; Leotiomycetes; Helotiales; Helotiaceae.